UCUUUGAUGUUGUUGCGUAUUCUCGGGAGCUGCAGGCAGAUUUUAUUCGGCAAGAAGACAAGUGGGUGAAGAUGGUCGCGAUGGAACACAAGAGGAAGACUUCCUGGGAUUCCAAGAUCUCAGUGAGCACAGUAAGCACCCGACGAUUCAGCAGAGCAGGCACGCCAAGUUCGAUACUGUCUUCGGACAGCGACAUCCGGUUCACUCGCAAAUUGGGCAGUCAGUACAGGUGUGGCUGCUGUGUACUUGCCGCUUUCCUGUUGUUCCUACUUUUUGCUGGCGUUGCUAUCUAUCUUGGAUAUACGUUUCUACUAUCGGAUAUCCCACACGAUCAGAUUUUCCUUGCCACAUUCCGAGUGACGCGCGGCGACGCUUUUACUGCAGAGCUCGCAGACCCAAGCAGCGAAGUGUUCAAGCAACGUUCGAGGAUUUACCGCGACCGACUCAAUCUACUGUUCCGACGUAGUCAGCUGCAAAUACCGUUUGUCGCCGCUGAGAUUUUGGCGCUUGAUGGAAUUGAAAAUGAAGAUUUGCAAGUGCAUUUUGACGUACGUUUUGACAUCCGUUACGGCAAUGUUCAGACGUCAGACGUUCUAUCGAUUCUACAGCAUGAAAUGCAACUUGGAAAAUCACGAUUCUUUUCCAACUUGACAAUUGAUCCAACGAGCAUAGAAGUACAAGAAAGUAUAAGCGCUGUUGACAAAUUAGCUUUACAAUCCAACCAAACGCAAGAAGAAAUAAUGACAACGACAUCGCCACGACCACCAAGACGAUGUUCACCUAUCGAAUUCUCUUAUUGCAAACAUUUGCCAUACAAUACUACGUCUUAUCCGAAUUUCUUUGGUCAUGCGAAUUUGCAAGAAGUCAAUGAUGAUAUUAUUGCGUUUAGAGAACUGGUGGAUGCCGAAUGUUAUAAGCAAGCAUAUGACUUUAUCUGCCAAGUAUUGCAACCAGCUUGUAUCGCAGAUGACGACGAGGAUAGAUUACAAUUACCAUGUCGUGGAUUUUGUAAGGAAUUUUGGUCUGGUUGUGGCUCGCGUUUACCCGAGAGACUAAAGCAAGCACUCGAUUGUUCUAAGUUUCCCGAAUAUAUCGACGAGGGUAGUUGCCGUGCUAAAUCUGGUUGCAUUCGCGAGUUGCAGUCGGCGGCGUUGUCGUCACGUGUGUGCGACGGUGUGAUCGAUUGCCCUGACUUCGGUGACGAGCGUGACUGCGCUUACUGUCGCGACGGCCACGUGCACUGUGGCAUCGGCGCCGCAUGCGUGCCAAGCAACAAACGUUGCGACGGUAAAAUCGAUUGCCCGAAUGCCAGCGAUGAGAAGGAUUGCUUGUCGUUAGCACCAAGCUUAAAGUGGUUGAAGUUGCAACCCAGCGACAGUGUAUAUCCGUCGAGUUACCGUAGCGAAGGUUAUGCUGUGUUCAAUGAAAAGGGUAGUCUUGGUAAAAUUUGCACGGACAAUCUGAACAAUACUCUAGCGAACAUGGAAAUGCAAUCGGUCCUGCAGUCCACUGCUAACUCGCUCUGCACUAUAUUGGGUUACGAGGGCUUGGAGUCGGUGGAGGUGAGAACAGACGAUGAAGAGAACGUGUCGUACGUCCUGAUGCAGGACCCAACUGCCCCAGAGAUCAGCUUCGUUAGGGCGCCUUGCCCAAGCAAACAAGUUAUGUACGUUCGCUGUUCUCAACUAGCCUGCGGGGUGCAGGGAGUGAGGUACUCGAAGGUACGCAGCAGUAGCCUUGGCAAAGUGGCUGGUCCAGGCGAUUGGCCCUGGCACGCGGCCCUCUUCAAAGAGGACAACCACGUCUGCGAUGCCACUCUCGUCUCGGCAAAUUGGCUCCUCACCACUGCUUCGUGCUUCCAGGGACAACCAAAAGCCGAAUGGACAACACGUCUGGGUAGCAUCAGAUUGACAAGUAGUUCACCAUGGCAGCAAGAACGUCACGUGGUUGGUAUGGUCAAAUCACCAGUCGAAGGUAGUAGUGUGGUGAUGUUGAAACUCGACCGACCUGUGGGUCCUUAUUCGGAUUUCGUCAGACCUGUGUGUCUACCACCUGCUGGAGCUACCAAUCUUAUUGCCAAUGCAACGCAAUGUAACACACUUGGCUGGGCUAAGAAUCGUGACGUCUUACAACGAGUGCAGUUGAAGUACAACGCGAUGGCCAAGUGCGAAAAUGUGAGCAUCGCCUCAGUAAAUAGCGUUUGCACCGAAGCCGUCAAUAGUGAUGACUGUACCGAGGAGGAGGUGGCAGGUAGUCCUUUGUUAUGUCUGUUGCCCGACAGACGCAGGUGGGCAGUGCUCGGAGUCGCCAGCUGGCGCAUCGCUUGCGGUAGCAACCCCACGGGCAUCGAGCGACCAAGACUCUACGAUCAGGUCACGUCCAAUCUCGAUUGGAUUCAAUCUACCAUAAACUUAGCUUAAGUAUGUUUGGACGAAUGUGUGUUGAAGAAUGAUCAUUUAUUGUCAAUUCUUUUAAUUUAAAUAUCACGUGAGAUUGAAUGCUUUCUUUAUGUUAUUUGUGUUACUUUUACCCGGGUAUGAAAAGUUUUUGCGCAAAGAUUUGAUUGUCCGAUGAAAGAUUAUCUUAUACAUAUAUAUAUUCUAUGUCAGUUUAAUGUUUGAGAAAUAAGAAAUAUAUUUUAUUGAACUGAAUUUUAUACAUUAAAAAUCAGAUAGUUUUUUAAGCUACUGUUGUACGUUAAUUUUAGGUGAAAGACUUACCUGCGCUUACUAAAUGAC
This is a messenger RNA of Phymastichus coffea, 2738 nucleotides long. RefSeq names its product atrial natriuretic peptide-converting enzyme. NCBI's taxonomy places the organism in Eukaryota, Metazoa, Arthropoda, Insecta, Hymenoptera, Eulophidae. The record is from RefSeq and is a predicted model, not a curated record. The transcript is spliced from 12 exons. The coding region runs from base 72 to 2420 and encodes 782 amino acids. Gene Ontology annotation, biological process: proteolysis. Gene Ontology annotation, molecular function: serine-type endopeptidase activity; protein binding.